Messenger RNA from Crotalus tigris (Tiger rattlesnake), 5067 nucleotides. RefSeq names its product zinc finger protein 665-like. Gene Ontology annotation, molecular function: RNA polymerase II cis-regulatory region sequence-specific DNA binding; DNA-binding transcription factor activity, RNA polymerase II-specific. Gene Ontology annotation, cellular component: nucleus. Gene Ontology annotation, biological process: regulation of transcription by RNA polymerase II; central nervous system development. The record is from RefSeq and is a predicted model, not a curated record. The coding region runs from base 990 to 3836 and encodes 948 amino acids. Lineage: Eukaryota; Metazoa; Chordata; Lepidosauria; Squamata; Viperidae. The transcript has 6 exons.
AGGCGACAAAGGGUUUAUGUGGGGGGGGGAGGGGGUUCUUGCACUAGAGACGGAAGUGGCAUAUGCCAAGUCCUCAUCCAGGUUCAACCUUAGGAGUGGGAGACCCUCAGAUCCCAUAUCUCCUGGCUGCCCUUUUCCAUGAUUGUAACAGGCAAGGAACAAAGCAGAGCUAGUCUAUACCAAGCAUGUUGCCCUCAGGAAGAAAUCCAGAUGCCAGAAAGGAAAGGAGGGGACCUGGAUAGUCCUUCAUGCCCCAUUUCCUGGGAAAAGUUCCUGAAUAGGGAGAGAGUUUGCAUGGCAAAUCUCAAGGAGGAAAUAAAAAAAGGUUUGAAAAGAAGAGAUACAAAAGAUUAUGCCUAAUUCUCACUCUGUGUUGGAUGACAAUAAACUAGGUUUGGCUCCUCUGCAGCUCAAUUUGUCUUAGGAGGAUAGUGAACCAGAUCAUUACGUUAAACUUUGUGCAUUUAAGCCUUUGUGUUUCAUGUGAACUGAGCCCCUGGAUCUGAUUGACCUUUUUUGCUUAGGACACAUUAUGUGAACCUGCCUGCCUGUGUGAAAGAAGGAAGAGAAAUGGAGCGUCCUAAGCCAGGGUCAACUGAAUGGCAUUACAUUUUUUGUGAACUGAAUUUUCCUGCUUUGUUAACCUGUUCUGAGUUUUUGUACGCUGCGUGAACCCUGCUUAUAGGAAUGGCAAGCCUUCCUUUAGCAAGUGGGGGAACUGGAAAAGGCCCUUCCAGUGUUCAGUCUGGAAUCGGGAGGAGAUCUGGGCAAGAUCUGGGCAGAAGAUCCUGGACGAUGGAACCAUCGUUUCACAAGUUCAGUCCUGGAACUUUAGGAGCAUCCAGUAUCAGGAGGAUGAGGGUCCCCGAGGACUUUGCAGCCGACUCCAUUACUUUUGUAGCCAAUGGUUGAGACCAGAAAAGCACACAAAAGCGCAGAUUCUGGACCUGGUUGUUCUGGAGCAGUUCCUGGCCCUUCUGCCCCUGCAGAUGGAGAGCUGGGUGCGGGAGUGUGGAGCAGAGACCAGCUCCCAGGCGGUGGCCUUGGUGGAAGGCUUCCUCCUGAGCCAGGCGGAGGAGCAGAAGGAGCAGGCUGAGUUGCAGUCCUUUACAAUGGACAUCAGAGAUCCUGAGAGAAUGAGGCAUCCACCAAAUCUCCCUCAAGAACUGUUUUUCAGGAGGAUCUCGCAGGAAGAUCCAAAUCAGGACACCUCAAGAGGGAAGAAUAGAAGGAAGUUGACUCUUUCUUUUGGGGGAACAGAAACCGUGAUUGAAUCUCCAACUCAGUCUGUUCUGUACUUUUUUGCCUUUCAGGAGAGUCUUCUGCCCUUUGAGGAGGUGGCUGUGUAUUUCUCAGAGGAGGAGUGGUCUCUGCUGGAUCCUCGCCAAAAAGCGCUGCAUUGGGAAGUCAUGCUGGACAAUUGUAGGAACGUGGCCUCUCUUGGUGAUAAUGAGAAUGACAAAAAAGUUGCUGGAGAAUUAAUCAAAGUGUUCAAAGAAAGAAACGUAAUGGAGAAGCCUGCAAUUCAAACGGGAUUCCAAAGGCAGGAAAGAAACCCUUCAAAUAAUCAGAAUAAGGAAAGCUCAUCUUCCAUUGAUGCUCAGAUGCAGGACUUUAUUGAUCAACAAGAAAGCAUAAAGAAAAAACACAUUGGAAAACGUUUAAGACUAUUCAAAGAAACAUUGGAUGUAAAUGGGCAAUAUCCAUCCAAAACCAAAGAACAAUAUUAUAUAUCCAAAGACAAAGGUAAAAAUUACAAUUGGACUUUAACACUUUUUCAAGAAAAUGGGUCUCUUAUAUCCCAGAAAAGUGUUUACAUGGGAGAGAAGCCAAAUAAAUGCACUGAGGAUGGAAAUAAAACUGUUUAUAAAAGGAUAAGCACAAGGGAGAAGCUAUAUAAAUGCAGGGAGUGUGGAAAGGGCUUCAGCAAACCAAGUCAUCUUACAUCCCAUCAAAGGAUCCACGUAGGAGAGAAGCUAUAUAAAUGCAUGGAGUGUGCAGAGGACUUCAGAACAAGCAGUGAUCUUAUUUCCCAUAAAAGGAUCCAUACAGAGGAGAAUCCAUAUAAAUGCAUGGAGUGUGGAAAGGGCUUCAGCAAACAAAGUAAUCUUAUGUCUCAUCAAAGGAUCCACACAGGGGAGAAGCCCUAUAAAUGCAUGGAGUGUGGAAAGGGAUUUACCCAACAUGGUAAUCUAGUAUCCCAUGAAAGAAUCCACACUGGAGAGAAGCCAUAUAAAUGCAUAGAAUGUGGAAAAGGCUUCAGCAAACACAGUCAUCUUAUAUCCCAUCAAUGGAUCCACAUAGGAGAGAAGCCGUAUAAAUGCAUGGAGUGUGGAAAGGGCUUUACCCAACAAUGUCAUCUUAAUUCCCAUAAAAGAAUCCACACAGGGGAAAAGCAAUAUAAAUGCAUGGAAUGUGGAAAGGGCUUUACAGCACGCAGAGAUCUUACAUCCCAUAAAAGGAUUCACACUGGGGAGAAGCCAUAUAAAUGCAUGGAGUGUGGAAAGGGCUUCAACAACCAGAGUAAUCUUACAUGCCAUCAAAGAAUCCACACAGGGGAAAAGCCGUAUAAAUGCAUGGAAUGUGGAAAGGGCUUCAGAACAAGCAGUGAUGUUAUAUCCCAUCGAAGGAUCCACACAGGGGAGAAGCCAUAUAAAUGUAUGGAGUGUGGGAAGGGUUUCAGGAAACACAGUAAUCUUACAUCCCAUCAAACGAUUCACACAGGGGAGAAGCCUUAUAAAUGCAUGGAGUGUGGAAAGGGCUUCACCCAACAUUGUCAUUUAAUUUCCCAUAAAAUACUCCACACAGGAGAGAAGCCAUAUAAAUGCAUGGAGUGUGGAAAGGGCUUCAGCAAACACGGUGGUCUUAUAACCCAUCAACGAAUACACACAGGGGAGAAGCCAUAUAAAUGCUUGGAGUGUGGAAAGGACUUCAGAAAAAGCAGUGAUCUUACAUCCCAUCAAAGGAUCCACACAGGGGAGAAGCCAUAUCAAUGCAUGGAAUGUGGAAAGGUGUUCAGCCAACUUAAUCAUCUUACUUCCCAUAAAAGGAUCCACACAGGAGAGAAGCCAUAUAAAUGCAUGGAGUGUGGAAAGGGCUUCACCCAACAUAGUCAUCUUAUUUCCCAUAAAAGAAUCCACACAGGAGAGAAGCCAUAUAAAUGCAUGGAGUGUGGAAAGGGAUUCCCCCAACAUUGUCAUCUUAUUUCCCAUAAAAGAAUCCACACAGGAGAGAAGCCAUAUAAAUGCAUGGAGUGUGGAAAGGGUUUCAGCAAACACGGUAAUCUUACAUCCCAUCAAACGAUCCAUAUAGGGGAGAAGCCGUAUAAAUGCAUGGAGUGUGGAAAGAGUUUCACUCAACAUUGUGAUCUUAUUUCCCAUAAAAGACUCCACACAGGAGAGAAGUCAUAUAAAUGCAUGGAGUGUGGAAAGGGCUUCAGUAAAGAACGUGGUCUUAUAACCCAUCAAAAGAUACACACAGGGGAGAAGCCAUAUAAAUGCAUGGAGUGUGGAAAGGGCUUCAGAAGAAGCAAUGAUCUUAUAUCCCAUCAAAGGAUCCACACAGGAGAGAAGCCAUACAAAUGCAUGGAGUGUGGAAAGAGCUUCACCCAACAUAGUCAUCUUAUUUCCCAUAAAAGAAUCCAUACAGGAGAGAAGCCAUAUAAAUGCAUGGAGUGUGGAAAGGGCUUCACCCAGCAUUGUCAUAUUAUUUCCCAUAAAAGGAUCCACACAGGAGAGAAGCCAUAUAAAUGCAUGGAGUGUGGAAAGGGCUUCACCCAACAUUGUAAUCUUAUUUCCCAUAAAAGAAUCCACGCAGGAGAGAAGCCAUAUAAAUGAAUGGAGUGUGGAAAGGGCUUCAGAGCACAACAAGAUCUUACAUCCCAUAAAAAUAUCCACACGGGAGAAGCCAUAUAAAUGCAUGUAGUGUGGAAAGGGCUUCAGCCAACACAGUAAACUUACAUCCCAUCAAAGGAUCCACACAGGAGAGAAGCCCUAUAAAUGCAUGGAGUGUGGAAAGGGCUUCACCCAAUAUAGUCAUCUUUUUUCCCAUAAAAGAAUCCACAUGGGAGAGGCCAUAUAAAUGAAUGAGGUGUGGAAAGGGCUUCAGCCGGCACCAUACUCUUACUUCCCAUAACAUGAUUCAUAGAUGUGAGGUCAAUCUCCAAAACAAAGACAAAUUUGGGUGAGAAUGAAUGCUAAUUAAUGAUUUAGUGGUUUCAGUCUCUGGAUUUCCUAUUUACACAGAUAGAACUCUGAAAAGAACGGUUUUGUUAUGUUUCACACUCCUGUCAGCCCUAGAGAGAUGAAUUUAGUAAUAAAACCAUAUGCAUGUGCCAUUGUAGUUAUGAUCUGUAUGUUUGAAUGUGUAUAGGUUCAUUUUAUUUUGUUAUUUAGAAAUGAGCUUCCUGCUCUCCAAUUGUCAUCAUUCUCCCACUUGGUCAUAGUUCUCAGAGGGAUGUGAAGACAUUUAACAGGUGCUGCUUGCCCAAGCACAAAUGAAAAAAAAAUCAAAUAUUCAUCCUUAGUGCAUAACUGGGAUGCUGCAAAAGUAAUCAAAUGUGCAUCUUCCAUGUAGAACUGAAACCUGAGUCAACUGGUAUCUAUGCAGAAACAUGGAACAUUAUUUAGUCAAAAGCUUCAUGAUAUGAGGGAAUUGUCAUAUGCACAUUAAUGUUUGGUUUCUGUGAAGAGCUGAAAGGAUGCAGAAUUCCCCCACAAAAGGAGCCAGAAUGACCAGAAGCCCCCCAAAUGCUUGUGCAAUUUUUUUUCAAGCAUAUUACGGCCGUAUUUUGCUCUUCUAUAGUGUGAUGAGGGCUAAGAAGAAGUCUACAUUUGAUUAAAAUAAAAUUAAAUAUCAGUGGUGUGUUUAUGUUACAUACUAUACCCUUAGAAUAUAGUUGCUUUAAAAGUACAUUAACACCCUAAAAAUUUUGGAAGGAUUUGGACGGGGCAUAUAUCAGGAUUUGAGAAGCUCAUGUUGGUUUAUUCAACUUACUCAAUUACAAUGUUUGUCAGUAAUUGUUUUGGGUCAAGCUGGACAAUAAAGAGACUGAAAAGAGCAGAGAAA